Chaetomium fimeti is the source of this 1497-nucleotide messenger RNA. RefSeq lists its product as uncharacterized. The transcript has a single exon. NCBI's taxonomy places the organism in Eukaryota, Fungi, Ascomycota, Sordariomycetes, Sordariales, Chaetomiaceae. The coding region runs from base 274 to 1212 and encodes 312 amino acids. The record is from RefSeq and is a predicted model, not a curated record. Gene Ontology annotation, molecular function: hydrolase activity, acting on carbon-nitrogen (but not peptide) bonds.
GCCGCCAACGGCUCCAUUGCAGACGGCAUUGAGAACGGCAAGGCCUUGCUGUCGCUCCGACAACGGCUCACCUUUGCGGACCGUGUGCGUAGCGCCCGGGAUGCCAUGGCGUAUGCCGCGUCUUUGGGGGUGACCACCCUCGUAAGCCCGCUUGCCUGUGAUUUAGCAGUCACCAUAGGUACCUCAAACUGACACAUCCAUCAGCUCGAUCAGGGUGCAUUCCCCGCCACCAAUACCCCUGCCGACGGCUCAGGAAACGAAGAUCUUCUCUCCAUGCACUUGCCCUUCCUUUCCCUCUAUAACUCCCUGUCUCAGCAUCCGCAAAAAGACCACUCAGACCCUUCACCUCCACCCCCCCUGAUCCGCCUCCGCAUCAACUUCCUCCACUUCGACGCCGACACAUCCCUACCGACUCUCACCAACCGCCUCCAGUACAGCUACCCCUUCUUCGGCAACGCCAUGGUGCGCACCGGCGGCAUCGGCGAGUUCGCCGUCUCCAUCAACAACUACGCAGGAGGCGCGCUAUUCGAGGCCGCAGCCGCGGCGAUCGCGCGCGCCGGCUGGCGGCUGGAAGUGCACUCCCUCACGGCCAGCGACUUCCGCGGCCAGAUCGAGGGGUUCGAAGCGGUGCACGCCGCGCUGCCCGCCCCCGGGGGCAUCCGCGACCUGCGCUGGGUCGUCGCGCACGUGGCCCACAUCACGGCAUCCUACCUGCGCAGGCUCACGGCGCUGGGGGGCGGCGUGAACGUGUCCGGGUGGAUGUACCUGGCCGACGCCGGGAACGGGAACGGGAACGGGAACGGGAACGCGAGCACCCCCCCGGCGGCGGCGGGGCCGCCGUUCAGGCGCAUCGUCGCGAGCGGGAUCCCGGCUGGGUUCGGGGUGGACGGCGCGAAUAUUGCGCCGCUGAGCCCGUGGCCGCAUGCGUACUACGCCACGACGGGACGGAAUGCGAGGGGGAAGAUGGUCAAUGAGGGGCAAACGAUUGGCCGGCGGAAGGUGCUGGACAUGUUUACGAGGGACAAUACCUGGUUUCUGGGAGGGCCUGACGAGAAACUGCUGGGUGUUCUGGAGGUGGGGAGGCUUGGUGACGUCGCUGUGCUGAGCGACGACUACUUUUCGGUUCCUGAUGACGAGUUGAAGAGGCUCAGGAGCGUCCUCACGGUUGUGGGCGGAGUGGUGAUUCAUAAUUCCGGGGAGCUAGGGAGAUAGGGUGAUAUUAUUAAUCCUGCACCAACAUCAAUGCAAGAACGAGAGUAGACCUAUCCAAGAAUUCGGUGUAGAUAAAAGUAAAAGUUCCGGGCCCAAGCCCCUGAACUCCCAAGUACCUGAACCACAGUCCCUUUUCCACCGUAGAGAUCACUUAAAGCCGUGCCCCGAGUCAAUGUGGGGGUGGGUGUGGGGAGGACUGCACCGUAGAAUCACCAACUCUCCUGAGAAAAUGUAGUGGGAGAUAUUUAGUUUCUUCAAUUGGGGGCUUGUCUGUUAGCAAGAUGA